Lampris incognitus (smalleye Pacific opah) is the source of this 2457-nucleotide messenger RNA. RefSeq names its product acid phosphatase 7, tartrate resistant (putative) (gene acp7). The transcript is spliced from 15 exons. NCBI's taxonomy places the organism in Eukaryota, Metazoa, Chordata, Actinopteri, Lampriformes, Lampridae. Bases 426 to 1721 code for a protein of 431 amino acids. The record is from RefSeq and is a predicted model, not a curated record. Gene Ontology annotation, molecular function: acid phosphatase activity; metal ion binding.
GAUACGGGCGGCUUUGUUUUGUAGUGAGUAAUUUAAUUAAUUAGCUUUACUCGACAUUGGUCUUCGUUAAAGGGUUUACUUGAUUUAGGAAGAUCCUCACGCUUUUUUCUAUCGCGUCGACACGGAUAUUCAGCGGUAAUAAAAAGAGCGUUGUAACGUCUUACAUUAGCAUAACAGCAGCUAACAGGCGAUAAGAGAAAAUCUUCUGUCACAAAAUAAAUGCAGUCGGAACCCGCCUGUUCUCAAAGGCCUGAUCGCGUCAGCGAGACGUUACAGACAGCACGGAGGAAUUCACCAUGUUGUCUGAUUAGGUUGUGUGCUCCCACCUCAUUUCUCAGUCGUGUCCUGUUCGGAAUUGAAAGAGUUCCUCAUUAGGGGUUAACAGCAUACACAGACGUGCUGUGUGCCAAGGGACCAGUGUGAAGAUGCCACCACUUUAUGCUGCCUAUGCCAUGGUCACUCUAACACCUAUGUUAGUGCUGGGUGUUCCUCCAGUUUGGACCCAACCGGAACAGGUGCACCUGUCCUAUACAGGAGUUUCAGGCUCAAUGGAGGUCACCUGGACCACUUUUAAUAAAACAGAGAGUACAGUAGAGUACAGCUUGUGGGGAGGCCGGCUCUUUGAUAUGACUGCUAAAGGCAAUGGUACUCUGUUUGUGGAUUCGGGAGAAGAGAAGAGGAAGAUGUUCAUUCACAGAGUCAUACUCACAGGCCUCAAACCUGCCUCUGCUUAUGUGUACCAUUGUGGCAGUGAUGCUGGCUGGAGUGACAUGUUCUCCUUCACUGCUCUGAAUGAUAGCACUACUUUCAGUCCCAGGUUUGCUCUCUAUGGGGACUUGGGCAAUGAGAACCCUCAAUCACUUGCUCGACUGCAAAAAGAGACUCAGCUUGGCAUGUAUGAUGUCAUCCUACACAUAGGGGACUUCGCCUAUGAUAUGCAUGAGGACAAUGCCAGGAUCGGAGAUGAGUUCAUGAGGCAGAUUCAGUCCAUAGCAGCCUACGUGCCUUAUAUGACUUGUCCAGGGAACCACGAAUCUGCAUAUAACUUCUCUAACUACAGAAACCGCUUCAGCAUGCCGGGCCAGACCGAGAGUCUAUGGUACAGCUGGAACUUAGGACCAGCCCACAUCAUCUCCCUCUCCACCGAGGUCUACUUCUAUCUUAUUUUUGGCCAGGAGCUCCUUUUCAAGCAGUAUGAAUGGCUGAAGAAAGACCUGGAGGAGGCCAACAUGCCAGAGAACCGAGCAGCGCGUCCAUGGAUCAUCACCAUGGGACAUAGGCCCAUGUACUGCUCCGAUGAUGACCAGGAUGACUGCACCAAGUUUGAUUCCUUUGUCCGGCUGGGACGGAAUGACACCAAACCAUCCGCCCCUGGUCUGGAGGAUCUAUUCUACCAUUAUGGGGUGGAUUUGGAGCUGUGGGCCCAUGAGCACACGUAUGAGAGACUAUGGCCGGUCUAUCGCAAUAAGGUGUGCAAUGGGAGCACCGACCAGCCAUAUAUGAACCCCAAAGCCCCAGUGCAUAUUAUAACAGGCUCCGCUGGCUGCAGAGAAAAGACUGACCGCUUCAAUCCUAACCCCAAAGACUGGAGUGCUUUCCGCAGUACAGAUUAUGGUUACACCCGCAUGCAAGUGGUCAACACCACCCAUCUGUACCUGGAGCAGGUCUCCGAUGACCAGGACCUGAUGUUCAGGGGUUUGCACCCAAGACUUGCUAGAUAAGUAUCAUCUCGGGCCGAGACUAUCUGCAGGUUUUCAUAGAGGAGAGGCGAGCGCUGAAUCUGAACCCCUGACAUGUCCUCACAUCCUCAAGACCCAUCAUCGUGGCAUCAGACAGAGACACACAGUCUGAUGGGAUGUUGUGAUCCCUCUAACUUGGACCAGGCGAAUGCAAAGUAGGCAGUCUGGAUAAAAAAAAAAAAUCAUAACAAUAUCAAAUCCACCUCCUCUGCACUCUGUCUAGGUCUGGCUUCAUGGCUCCACCUCAUCAUUUUACAUUCAGAAACCAAACAUACUUAUGUAACAUUAUGUUCACAUAUGUUCACAUUUCCACACAUAUACUAGCUUAUAUAUAUAUUUAUCCAUGUGAUUUAUGCAUAUAUUACAUAAUAUAUCCACGAAUGUACUUUGCUCAGAGGAAAACAAGCAAACGUGUUUUUCUGCUAAAUCCUUAAUUUUCUUAUACUUGCUGUUUAGGAACCAUGCACCCAGAAACUUGCAAGAUCUGAGCUUAAUUGAAAUUUGCCCACAUAUAAUAAUUACAGUCCCGGUCCAGGACUCAAGCGUCUGCACACAAGCAACACUGUGUUUGUCAAACAACGAUUGGUUCAGUUAUUUGUGUUGGUGAAUUUAUGUGGACAUUCUUUUGGAUUUGCCCCCACUUUUCUGAAGGCAGAAAAUUAAAUUAAGUUAAUAAACCACGUAGCUCGCUUAUUCUACGUCAAUAAAUAAGGUUUGU